AUGUUCCUUCAAUACAAAAAACACAAGACCCCUGUCAGCACCUACACGGACUCAUACCGCCCACCAUGCUCUGUCCGAAAGACCAUCAAAGACGCUGUCGUUAUGCAGCCGAGAGGACUCGAGUUACUGACACAGGGAUUAUGGUCACCACCACCAGAAAAUUCAGCCAGCCAAGGUAAGCCUCAGGAGCUGAUUAAGACAAUGCUGCAGGAGUACUACAAGAACACCAUCAACACUGUCUGCUACCCUGAGAAGCCAUGGCUGAACAUGUCCAAAGAGAAGUACAAGCCACUUUUUGUCAAUCAGAACAACUACAUCACCUGGAGAACCGGUCCUUACAACAGUGCAGCCUGGAGUAAGCACUCCUGUUACCUCCCAUUCCUGCCCAAGGAGGCAAGGAUGGAGACCUUCCUGCACAGCAUACCUGUGCUGUACCCCCCGAAACCCACCUGCCUCAAUCAAUGUGAGAGGGAGGCGAUGAUAGACAUCCUGCACAGGCUGUCACGGUACUCGCCGCCGUCCCUGCAGCCUCUGUACACAGUGACAGGGAAAGGAACCUGCCAGGGCUACUACAGCCCCUGCUCUGGUCGCUUCUACUGCCUGCAUGGGUUGGACUACCACACUGAUGGGACCCUUAACAUCAGAAGACAUCUCCAUGCACUAGGAGAGAAGGCUGUAAGGAGCAUGCCAUGCUGCAGUUACAGCCCCAGAGUGCUGUUCUGUACAUCUACAGAUUGCAUCCAGCCAUCCCCAUUCAUCAGCCCUAGGUGGGACACAAGCCACUUCAUGAAGACAGCAGGAGUCCAGAGAGGCAGCUUCAUCCUCAACCCUGAGUUUACAUCAGAAGUUUCAACUUCCCUGUGUGGCUGGCACCCUCAGCGACUCCAAGCCCCGGAGAGACCCCGGGACCACCCGCCUGGGCUGGUGCUGCCGCCGCCGCCGCCGGGUUCGGCGACGGGGCGGGCGGGGACCCGAACUACAUCUCCCAUCGGGGAGCGCCGCGCCGGGGCGGCCCGGGGGCGGUUCGGGGGCGGUUCGGGGCCGGGCCGGGGGAGGUUCGGGGCCGGGGCGGGGCGGUGGGGAGCGCCCAACCCCGGAACCGCCGCGGUCCGCCGGCUGCGACCAGCCCCGGUGCCCCUCGCCCCGUCUCCGGUUCCCCAGCGAGCCCAGUCAUGGCCCAGCGCUGCCACCUCACUGGGCUGUGAAACGCCGAUUCCUGCGGCGUCGGUGGAAGUGCUCGCGGAGCUAGUGCCGCAGCUCCAGAUCUGCUGCCUGCUCUUGCAGACGGAGCCGGGUCCUGGCAGCAAACCUGCAGCCCGACCUUGGGGUGCCAGCCUUUUGCCUCCCGCUGUGGAGGGGCCGCGCGAGUUUUUCGGGUGGCGGGGAGGUGAGACGCCAGCCCAGAUCCCACGACUCCGGGAGCUGAGGCUUGUUGAAGCUCGCACGCAGCCGCCCCUUGGCACCCCCGGACGGGAGGGGUGGCUGCUCAAGCACCCGAGAAAAGCCGCCCCCGGUGACUUGCUGGGUCCCCUCCUGCCGCCCGGGGAGCAGCAGCCAGCUCCUAGCCCCGAGACACCCUUGCGGGAUGGAGAGGACAAAGCUGCCGUGGGCGUGGGGAUGUAG
Molecule: messenger RNA, 1623 nt
Organism: Apus apus (common swift)
Lineage: Eukaryota; Metazoa; Chordata; Aves; Apodiformes; Apodidae
Gene: SPMIP6
Product: chromosome Z C9orf24 homolog
Exons: 10
Coding region: 1-1623 (540 amino acids)
Cellular component (GO): perinuclear region of cytoplasm; manchette
Molecular function (GO): alpha-tubulin binding
Source: RefSeq, a predicted model, not a curated record